Messenger RNA from Rana temporaria (common frog), 771 nucleotides. It is a transcript of the gene NUPR1, whose product is annotated as nuclear protein 1, transcriptional regulator. The record is from RefSeq and is a predicted model, not a curated record. Lineage: Eukaryota; Metazoa; Chordata; Amphibia; Anura; Ranidae. Gene Ontology annotation, biological process: negative regulation of cell population proliferation; negative regulation of cell cycle; regulation of transcription by RNA polymerase II. Gene Ontology annotation, cellular component: nucleus. Bases 121 to 369 code for a protein of 82 amino acids. The transcript is spliced from 3 exons.
AGACUUCAUAUCAUAACAACUCAGCAGAGAGAAGAGCAAAAAAAUAGACCCAGCGACUGCGAUUCCAGCACAUCGAUCGACUACCAAGACUCCCCAGGAGACCCCCAAAAUAUCGCCAACAUGAGCACCUCCUACGUAGAAGCCGAGAAACUUCAGCCCACCGACUUCGAGGUUCGCUACUUCGACAACUACGACUACUACAACCUGACCGAUCGCUACGCCCUGCCCACCGCCGCCAGGAAAGGUCGCACCAAAAAAGAGGCCAGAGAGAACACCAACCGGGACAAUCCCUGCGGCCACGAGAGGAAGAUCACCGACAAACUGCAGCGCACCGAAGCCAAGAAAAAGGGCAAAGGAGGCAAAGAGUGAGACUCCGUAUACAUCUCCGGACGGCACAAGGGCGCACAGACCGAUGGCACGGUACAGACACAGAGAUCUUGGAGAGCCGGAGCGGGCUGACGCACCGGCCUCCCGCUCACAGGAAAGACGCAGAGCAGAAAACGAGGAGGAUGGGUGCAAGUCUGCUGCAGAGCAUCGCUCCUACCACCCACCGUGAGCAGCAGAACAUCACUCCUGAAAGAGAGCGGCCGAGAGCUGCUGACUGUUUCACCCUCCAUCCUCCCGGGACUGGACCUGCUGCAGAGCAUCGCGCUGGGAGGGGGGAGGCGGGGACUUCCACUGUCAGUGAAUGGACAUUGCAUUACCCGUUUCAUGGCUGCAGAGGAAGUUGUUGUGUAGACAUUAGUAAAUAAAGUUUUGUUAAACACGUUA